This is a messenger RNA of Moesziomyces antarcticus, 1329 nucleotides long. RefSeq names its product putative n-acetylglucosamine-6-phosphate deacetylase from carbohydrate esterase family CE9. The coding region runs from base 1 to 1329 and encodes 442 amino acids. Gene Ontology annotation, biological process: N-acetylglucosamine catabolic process. Gene Ontology annotation, molecular function: N-acetylglucosamine-6-phosphate deacetylase activity. NCBI's taxonomy places the organism in Eukaryota, Fungi, Basidiomycota, Ustilaginomycetes, Ustilaginales, Ustilaginaceae. The record is from RefSeq and is a predicted model, not a curated record. The transcript has 2 exons.
AUGCCAACAUCAACAGCGAGCACCUCGAAUGGGCGCAGCGAUGGGCUGCUGCGCUUCACCAACUGCCAGGCGCUGCUGCCGGACGGCACGCUGCCGGCCGACAUGACAACCUACUCGCUGCACGUCGACCCUGCAGUGGGCAAGAUCAUCGAUGGCCAGUCGGCGUUCUUUGACGCGCACGCCGCAUUUGCACACACGAUCGACCUGGAGGGCGACUACCUCGUGCCCGGCUUUAUCGAUGUGCAGAUCAACGGCGGAUACGGCGUCGACUUUUCGGAGCUCGAUGAAGCAAGCCCGGCCCAGGCGGACAAGAAGUAUUUGGCGGGACUCGAUCUGUUUGCCACGCGCAUCCUCGAGACGGGCGUGACGAGCUUUGUGCCGACGAUCAUCACGCAGAAAUCCGAUGCGUAUAGAAAGGCCAGCUCGCUGGGAUGGCACUGCGAGGGCCCGUUCCUUUCGCCGCACAAGAAGGGUGCGCAUUGUUCGUCGCUCAUCCGCACCGCCGAGUCCGGGGUGUCGUCGCUCGAAGAAGUGUACGGCAGUGGACCGAGUGGGUUGGAUAUGGAUGGUGCGGUGAAGCUGCUCACGCUCGCACCGGAGGUCGAAGGGAUUCUUGCUUCGAUCCCUGCACUCACUUCGCGCGGGGUGACUGUCUCGAUCGGCCACACUGCGAGCGACAUCGAUACGGCUUUGGCAGCCAAGGAGGCAGGGGCGCGGUUCAUCACGCACCUCUUCAACGCCAUGGGAAGCUUCAACCACCGCGACCCGGGUGUGAUCGGUCUGCUCGGCGACAGCGAGACGGACCUCGAGGCUACACUGCCCACCUCGCACGGUACGCCGCGGAAAGGCGAUCCUGCGCGCGCGCCCGCGCGCAAACCUCGACCGUUCUAUGGGCUGAUUGCGGACGGCUUUCACUCGCACCCGUGCUCGGUGCGUAUGGCCUAUUCGGCCCACCCUGCUGGAUGUGUAUUGGUGUCGGAUGCUAUGCCCUGGAUGGACCCGAACAAGCCUGAUGGUGUCUACCCCUGGCGAGACGGUCAGGAGGUCGAGAAACAGGGCAACAAGGUCACACUCCAGGGUACCGAUACUCUUGCAGGAAGUGUGGUACCGCUGUCGGACUGCGUGACGAAUCUGGCGAGGUAUGCGGCGGUACCCCUGCACACCGCGGCGUACUGCGCGUCGAGUACGCCGGCAAUGAUGCUGGGCAUCGCAGACCGAAAGGGAUUCCUCAGGCCAGGAUGCGAUGCGGAUCUGGUCGUCCUAGACAAGCGCACCGGCCAGGUCAAGCAAACCUGGGUCGCUGGAAAGCUCGUCUGGAGCCGCAAAUGA